AUGCAGUCGUCCAGUGUCGUUGACGUUGACGUUGACGUUGACGUUGACGCCACCGUUGUUGUUGGACUUCAUGAAAGCAAGUCAGUCUAUCAUCGGAAGCUGCCUCCAUCUCAUUCUGAAUUUAUCAAGAACCCAGAUCGCCACGAGGACAUCAUUGAGCUAUGCAGCAAUGAUUUUGACGUAGAAGCUGCUGUUGUUAUGAUUAUCAACAGCCUCAAGUCGGACGAUGAAUCGUUCUUGGUGGACAACGUUGCAACCGGGCUCACGAACAUUGCAGACCGCGUUGCUAAUGGACCAGCACUUCCUGCUUACAACCAAUUGGUAAACAACAGAGUCACUACUUUGCUUGGUAGUUUGUUGGAGAACAACAAAAUGUUGGCUCUCUUGAAGGACCCAUCUAUCUCUAGUAGUGCAGGUACGAUGUUUACUGCUCACCUUGGUGAUGUCGAUCCAAGCAAUGAAGAAAUUGUUACCCGUCUUGUUUUGCGAGCUGCAUUCCGCGAGGCAGAGAUUCAUGGUGCGAGGCUCGACCAUUUCAAAGACGCAUGCUCCAAAAUUUUCAACAAAGAUUCUAAGUAUUAUGAUUCAGCUUUCAAAUGUGUCACGUUGGACGUCAAAAAGGCCCUCAUCGAGAGAUCGCAAGAACUGAAUGACGAAGAUCCUCAUGGGCCAAAUUGGUUGGAUAAAGUGUUUGACGAAUUGUUUGGUGGUGUCUUGUUCCUCAGCAAUGUACAAGAGCAAGCAGAGAAUGAUCUAGGGUCGUCGAGCUCUCAUAGAACCUACUACAACAAGAUGGAAACGUCUGCCAAGACAAUCCUUAUCAAGUGGUGCGAAUCAGCGGGUCUUGGAAAAAACGAUACGAAUGCCCUGAACGAGGAGAUUUUCCAGAUUUAG
This is a messenger RNA of Seminavis robusta, 894 nucleotides long. NCBI's taxonomy places the organism in Eukaryota, Bacillariophyta, Bacillariophyceae, Naviculales, Naviculaceae. The record is from the annotation of a GenBank genome assembly.